Ceratosolen solmsi marchali is the source of this 797-nucleotide messenger RNA. It is a transcript of the gene mad2, whose product is annotated as mitotic arrest deficient 2. The transcript has 3 exons. Lineage: Eukaryota; Metazoa; Arthropoda; Insecta; Hymenoptera; Agaonidae. Gene Ontology annotation, biological process: mitotic spindle assembly checkpoint signaling. Gene Ontology annotation, cellular component: cytoplasm; nucleoplasm; kinetochore. The coding region runs from base 118 to 744 and encodes 208 amino acids. The record is from RefSeq and is a predicted model, not a curated record.
CCUUGAAUGUCAGGGUUACGGUUUAAAAACGUUGAGAAGGAUAUUACUUAUUAAUUGAAUUAUAAAUUGAAGGGAUUUAAUAUACAAUUUUAAAUAUAUUAUAUUGAUCGUGUCAUUAUGACAGAACAACAGCAGAAAACUAAAUGUAUCACACUUAAAGGAUCCGCAGAGUUGGUAAAACAAUAUCUUUUAUAUGGAAUUAACAAUAUUUUAUAUCAACGUGGUAUUUAUCCACCAGAAACAUUUGAACCAGCUGAGCACUUUGGAUUAUGCAUAUUAAUGUCUACAAAUUUACAAAUUGUUAAUUUUUUUAAUGUUGUACUUAGUCAAAUUCAAGAAUGGCUUAUACAAAAGAAAGUACGAAAAGUAACUUUAAUUAUUUCAAAUGUAAAUACAAAAGAGGUUUUAGAAAAGUGGGAUUUUAAAAUAGAUUAUGAAACUGAAUUAUCAAAUGGUAAAGGUGAUGGAAAUUUAUCAGAUAUUGGAACUAAAGAUAUUAAAACAAUACAGAAAGAAAUCCGUGAAGUUAUUCGUCAAAUUACAGGAACUGUCAGUUUUUUACCUCUUCUUGAUUGUUUGUGCUCUUUUGAUAUUUUGACAUAUACAAUACCAGAAUGUGAUACUCCAAAGGAAUGGGAUGAAACAAGUCCUGUAUUUAUAGCAAAUAGUCAAGAAGUACAACUUAGAACAUUUUCUACAUCUCUUCAUAAAAUGGAAACUAUAGUUAGUUAUAAGAAUACUUAAAAGUUACAAAUAUUAUAUUUGCUUCUAGAAAUUAGAUUAUAUAUAAUUAUAAC